UUUUCCACUUGCAUCACACUUAAGAUAAAUUAGUCGCGUUGUUAAUCUCAGAAUGGUCAAAAUGCUACGACAAUUGUUUUUAUCAGUUUUAUCGAACUUGUUUAAUAAGUUCUACGCGUAUGCCUAGUUUAUUGAUUUGUGAUAUAGUGAUUCACCGUAUGUUUCCAUACGCUUGCUGUUCUACAAAUAAAUCUUCAAACGAUUUUUUAGCAACGUGUUUAUUAUUCGCUCAACUCCGGCUGGAGAUUUGCUGGGUCAAUUUAAUACAGAGAAGCGUCGUCGUUACCUUAGCAACUGCAAUUGUCGAUCUUAUUACCAUGGGAACCGCUCCAGACCUCAAUCACUUCCGAUGAACUCACUUGAGAUUAGAAACAUGCAUCCCAAAGACUGAAAGCAGCACACCUCAUUCCUCAUUCCCAUCUGUAUUCCAAAAGUAGCCUGAACUGAACUGAACAGAAUUCUUUGUGGAAACCUGCUCUUUGCUCAAUCGAAGCAUAACUUCUCCUACUCCCUUUCGGACUUCAUCUUCUUUAAAACUUUUGAUUAGUGUACCUGGGUCAUCUACGGCCAAAAUGAAAUGUAUGACUGACCCUGACAACAGUGUGGUGUGGCAACUACUGCCAGGCAAGGACCACAAACUGGACAUUGAAAAUGAUUCGCCGACGCCGACCGAGAAUGGCGUCUUGAGUUCCAAUGGAACUCUCUCGAAAUGUUCCACCGUCCCGCGCAACAUGUGCCUUAAUGGUUAUUCCAAGGAGAGGGAACACCUGUCGCCCAGAUUCCGCCAUCCCCGCAUCCUGCACGGGAGGCAAAGGAAGAGGGUGAUUCUGAAGAAUGGUGCAGUGAACAUUUCUCGCGAGAAUGUCUCCAAGCGCAGCCAGCGCUACCUGCAGGACAUCUUCACCACAAUGGUGGAUAUUCAGUGGAGGUGGAAUCUUUUGGUGUUCGCGAUGGGGUUCUUCGGCAGUUGGAUCUUCUUCGCGGUGCUGUGGUGGCUGAUAGCCCUCGCACACGGGGAUCUGGACCACGAAGGCGAUGAGAACUGGAAUCCUUGUGUCCAGAAUGUCCAUAGUUUCAUCACUGCCUUCUUGUUUUCAGUGGAGAGCCAGCACACUAUUGGCUAUGGCUACCGCUACACCACCGAAGAGUGUCCGGAGGGCGUGUUCAUGAUGUGCGUCCAAUCGGUGACUGGUGUAAUGAUCCAGUGCCUCGUGGCAGGCAUGGUGUUCGCCAAGAUCGCCAGACCCAAGAAACGCAGCCAAACUCUCAUGUUCAGUCGCUACGCCGUGGUGUGCAUGCGGGACGGCAAGCUGUGCAUCAUGUGGAGAGUGGGAGACAUGCGCAAAUCCCACAUCAUCGGUGCCAUGAUCAGCGCACAAGUGAUCCGGAGGAAAGUGACUCUGGAAGGAGAAGUCAUACCUUACUAUCAUACGCAGAUUGAUGUUAAAUUCGACGAUGCUGGUGACCGAGUCUUUCUCAUCUGGCCCGCAACAAUUGUCCACGAAAUCAACGAAAACAGUCCUUUCUACAGUAUGUCAGCUCAGGAUAUAUUAACCGACUCUUACGAACUUGUGGUGGCCUUGGAAGGGACCAUCGAAUCCACGGGGCAAGCCAUCCAGACUCGCACUUCCUUUGUACCCAGCGAGAUUUUGUGGGGCCAUCGCUUCGAACAGAUGGUCACCUACCAGAAAAACACUGGGGAAUUCCUGGUGGAUUACAGGAAAUUCAAUAGUACAUACGAGGUGGAGACUCCUCUGUGCAGUGCCAGAGACUACUACGAAUACCGACGCCUGAUGUCCGUUUCAUCCAGGGCGGUCAGUUACUGCGGUGCGGCCACUGAGGUCACCAGUCUCGGGUCCUUCAGGAGGAGCGAGUCUGCAGAAGCGCAGUCCACUUCGUCUCAAGCUCAGGGCGAUUCUAAUCGAUUAUCAGGGAGCUGUGAUGAAUGCUGAUAAUUCAUGCAAAGAGGUGGAUGUAUUCAGAAUUCAGAGGAACAGAUUGCUUUUGAUACUCUUCAAAGAGACUUUGAACCUAGCUUUUCACUCUGUGAUAUUUAAGUGAGGAGUCUUUGAAAGUUUUCUCUUUUGCUUCCAAGGGACCAUUUUUUGACCAAAGAUGUUACCAGAAGUUCACUAGGAUACUGUAAAUUGUUGUCGCCUUUUCCUCAAAUAAUUCAAGUAAAGAAACCAUCAAUUUACAAGCUGCGAUAUUUUUUCAUCCUAUUCUGCAUUUAUUAAACUGAAUGUGGAACUAUUAGAAAAUUGUUGGAAAAGAAUUCGAAUACUGAAAAGUUUUGAAUUUUCCCCCUCUCUAUUAAAAUAGGCAAGCAUCUCGAUAAUCGGAUACGUCACCCGAAUACUAAAAUGAACUUUCCGAUUAUCAUUGUGAGCUUUUCUUUUUUAUAAUGUUUCAUUUUGUGCGUUACGUUUGUUAUGUACAUUUUAAUUUAAUGUGCCAUAAAAUAAGGAUUGCAUGUGUAGUUUUGUUUUUUUUUAAUCAAAGGUAGGAAUGCGAAAAUUUUUCAUGUACAAAUUAUUGAACAUUUAAAACAUUCCAAACCACUGACAUUCAGCUUUUUUUGGCAAUUUUUCGUUAGCACCGCAGCAGCCGAAAUAAAGUGCCAAUAUUGUAACCUUAAAUCAGGAAAUAUUCCAUUUCUAGCCAAUUUCAUAGAGUAAAGUUGCAGUACUUGGCACAUUUGGCGAUUUCCCAGUUAAUUGAGAAGUGAGUGAUUUCACGUCAAUAUUUACGAACUGCUUUGAAGCUAACUAAAUAUUGUAUUUUUUAAAGAUGAUGUUUCAUGCUUUUAGAAAAAUGAAAUUGUAUGAAUUCUUUGUUCAAUGUGAUUUCAUUUGUGAAAUGAUAAAAAAAAAGGGUUUUUUUAUCUAAUUAAUUUUGUAUCUACUUUUAGUUUAGCAAGUGAAUUUUAGAUAAGUGAAUUAACUCUUUAAUAAAGUAUUCUGGGAUAAUUUGCAUUCCCGGCUUCAUCAAGUUUUUAUAAUGAAAGUAUUAUUUUGUUCCACGAUUGAAUAAGUGCAUUGACAAUCAUGGGAAAUUGUUCCGAGCAAAUACGAGAAUAUAAAAAAGAAGGAAUUCAUAAAUCUGCCUCAUAAAUAUUUAUUUCAGUGGUGGUAUGGACUAUUAAAGUGAUCAUUAGGUGAUAAUGAAGCAUACUAUCUUUUUUUUUUUAACCUGUGAUAAUACAAUGUGUUACUAGGUGGCUGUAAAGAAAGAUUAUAAAAAAUGAACUUGAGCUGGAAAAAUGCCACCCAAUUACUAUUCGUUGAAAGCAAAGUUAGAAUUUUCAUAUUUCACUAUGAACUGAUAGAUACAAUUCUAUGCAUACAUUUUAUACAGGACUAUAAUACUCACAUACAAGAAAUUCUAUUGCAGGCCAAGUUAUUGUUGUUUUUUUUAGGAAUAUAAAACAAAUUGCUUUAUUCUGUUUGCAUGUUUUUUCUUUCUGUAAAUAUUUGCUAUACAGAUCUAUACACCUUGUUAUCUAGUUGAUCUUUUAUACACUUGUUUAGAAAAUUUGUAAAAAAAUAAAGCAUAUAUUUUAUUAUGUCAGAAACGAUUUGCUAGUAUUUCAUUAAUAAAUAAUUAACAGGAUACUCUAUUCUGUUGAAAUGCUUUAUUUUUUAAGUAUGUAACAAUGUUUGUACGCGUAUUCGCGAAAUAAAGUAAAAAAA
Molecule: messenger RNA, 3692 nt
Organism: Argiope bruennichi
Lineage: Eukaryota; Metazoa; Arthropoda; Arachnida; Araneae; Araneidae
Product: G protein-activated inward rectifier potassium channel 3-like
Exons: 6
Coding region: 573-1952 (459 amino acids)
Biological process (GO): regulation of monoatomic ion transmembrane transport; potassium ion import across plasma membrane
Cellular component (GO): plasma membrane
Molecular function (GO): inward rectifier potassium channel activity
Source: RefSeq, a predicted model, not a curated record